CGUGCCGCUGUGACGUAGCCGACGUGCGCGCCCGCCCGAGGCUGACGGCGGAAGUGCUGACCCGACCGAAGGGCCGGGGAGUGGGCGGCGGCGGUGACGGCUGCCCCGUUGUCGCCGCGAUGGCGACGUUCGUGACGGUGCAGUUGAAGAAGGCGGCCGAGGUGGACGUGGCGCGGCCGCUGACCAAGUUCAUCCAGCAGACGUACCCGGCGGGCGGCGAGGAGGCGACGCAGUUCGGCAAGGCCGCCGAGGAGCUGAGCCGCCUGCGCCGGGCCGCGCUCGGCCGCCCUCUGGACCGCCACGACGCGGCGCUGGACACGCUGCUGCGGUAUUAUGAUCAGAUUUGUUCCAUCGAGCCCAAAUUCCCAUUUUCUGAAAACCAGAUCUGCUUGACCUUUACCUGGAAGGAUGCGUUUGACAAAGGAUCGCUUUUUGGAGGGUCUGUAAAACUGGCGCUCGCGAGUUUAGGCUACGAAAAGACGUGUGUGCUGUUCAACUGUGCGGCCUUAGCCAGCCAGAUCGCGGCAGACCAGAAUCUGGACAACGAUGAGGGAUUGAAGGUCGCCGCUAAGCAUUAUCAGUUCGCUAGCGGCGCCUUCUUGCACAUCAAGGAGACUGUCUUGUCUGCGCUGAAUCGAGAACCUACGGCCGAUAUAGCUCCUGACACCACGGGGACCCUGAGUCUCAUCAUGCUGGCCCAAGCCCAAGAGGUGUUCUUCCUCAAGGCCACCAGAGAUAAAAUGAAAGAUGCCAUCAUAGCAAAACUGGCCAAUCAGGCUGCUGAUUACUACGGAGACGCGUUCAAGCAGUGUCAGUACAAGGACACCCUCCCCAAGGAAGUGUUCCCCGUCCUGGCGGCCAAGCACUGCGUGAUGCAGGCGCACGCGGAAUACCACCAGGCAGUGCUGGCCAAGCAGCAGAAGAGAUUUGGGGAGGAGAUCGCCAGGCUGCAGCACGCGGCAGAGCUGAUUAAAACGGUGGCGUCUCGGUACGACGAGUACAUCAGUGUGAAGGACUUCUCCGACAAGAUCGCCCGGGCCCUGACGGCCGCCAGGAAGGACAACGACUUCAUCUACCACGACCGGGUUCCAGACCUGAAAGACCUGGAGCCCAUCGGCAAAGCCACGCUGGUGAAAGCCACGCCCGUGCACGUGCCUCUCAGCCAGAAGUUCACCGACUUGUUUGAGAAGAUGGUCCCGGUGGCCGUGCAGCAGUCUCUGGCCUGCUCUAACCAGAGGAAAGCCGACUUGGUGAACAGAUUAAUCGCCCAGAUGAGGGAGUCCACCAAUCUGGCCAACGGGGUCCUGGCAUCCCUCAACCUGCCAGCGGCCAUUGAAGACAUCUCUGGGGACACCGUUCCUCAGUCUAUUUUGGGGAAGUCGGCCGCCAUUGUCGAGCAGGGAGGGAUCCACACGGUUGACCAGCUGAUCCAGGAUCUGCCCGAACUGCUGCAGAGAAACCGAGAGAUUCUCGAGGAGGCUUUAAGGUUGUUGAAUGAAGAGGAAGCGACCGAUAACGAGCUGAAGGCCAAGUUCAAGGAGCGCUGGCAGAGAACGCCGUCCAACGAGCUCUACAAGCCUCUGAGGGCAGAGGGGAACAACUUCCAGGCGGUUCUGGACAAGGCCGUGCAGGCCGACGGACAAGUCAGGGAGCGCUAUCAGUCUCACCGGGACACCAUUGCCUUGCUGUCCAAGCCCGAGCCCGAGCUGAACGCGGCCAUCCCCUCGGCCAACCCGGCCAAGACCAUGCAGGGCAGCGAGGUGGUGACCGUGCUCAAGUCCCUGCUGGCCAACCUGGACGAAGUGAAGAAGGAGCGCGAGCAUUUGGAGAACGACCUCAAGUCCAUGACCUUUGACAUGAGGGGCAAGUUCCUGUCGGCGUUGGCGCAGGAUGGCGCCAUCAACGAGGAAGCGCUCUCUGUUACGGAAUUGGACCGCGUCUACGGGGGCCUCACGAACCGGGUCCAGGAUUCCCUGAAGAAGCAGGAAGAGCUGCUGGAGAGCAUCCAGGUCUCGCACCAGGAGUUCUCCAAGAUGAAGCAGUCCAACAACGAGGCCAAUCUGCGCGAGGAGGUCCUGAAGAACCUGGCGGUCGCCUAUGACAACUUUGUGGAGCUCGUCGCCAACUUGAGGGAGGGCACCAAGUUUUACAACGAGCUGACGGAGAUCCUGCUGAAGUUCCAGAACAAGUGCAGCGACAUCGUGUUUGCCCGCAAGACCGAGAGGGACGAGCUCCUGAAGGAUUUGCAGCAGAGCAUCGCACGGGAGCCCAGUGCCCCCUCCCUUCCGGCCCCCGCCUACCAGACCUCUCCCGCGGCCGGGGGGAACGCAGCCCCUCCUACGCCGGCACCCAGGACCAUGCUGCCUUCAAAGCCCCAGCCCCCAGCCCGCCCUCCGCCUCCGGUGAUCUCAGCCAGUCGCACCGCCUCUGCUUCAGCCAUGGGGACUCCCACUCCGCCUCCGGCUCCGUCCCCGACACCAGGGCUCCCCGCAUCCGGCUCGGCCCCCGGUGCGGCCCCCGGCACGGCCCCGUCACAGGCCCAGGGACCGCCGUACCCUACCUACCCAGGAUACCCGGGGUAUUGCCAGAUGCCGAUGCCCAUGGGCUACAACCCUUACGUCUACGGCCAGUACACCCUGCCUUAUCCUCCUGCCUACCCUCAGAAUCCUGCCCCGGCGCCCUACCCGGGGCCCCAGCAGCCGCACUACCCAUUCCCUUCGGCUCCCCAGCAGCCGCACUACCCGCAGCAGUAGCGCCUCCGUGGGGCCCGGCUUUAGGUUAGGGGGUGCUCGCAAUAAGCCUUCUCUGCCUCAGCCCCCUAACACACCGGACUGUGCCCGAGGCACUCCCGCGGACCCUGCGCCACGGAGGUCACCCUGGCAGGUAGCGCGUGGGCGGAGAAGCUCGCGGCCGGAGGUGGCACCGUGCCCGUAGAGGACGGGGUGAGUGCCCACGGGUCUGCUUGGGGUUUGCCUUCUGCGUUUAGUUUUCAGUAUGCUAUUUUCUGACAGAAUCAGAGCCUUGUAAAUCUGGUAACUUAAAAAUAAAUGACUUAACUGGG
Molecule: messenger RNA, 3061 nt
Organism: Sarcophilus harrisii (Tasmanian devil)
Lineage: Eukaryota; Metazoa; Chordata; Mammalia; Dasyuromorphia; Dasyuridae
Gene: PDCD6IP
Product: programmed cell death 6 interacting protein
Exons: 18
Coding region: 120-2753 (877 amino acids)
Biological process (GO): mitotic cytokinesis
Cellular component (GO): endosome
Molecular function (GO): protein binding
Source: RefSeq, a predicted model, not a curated record